This is a messenger RNA of Apis laboriosa (Himalayan honeybee), 2780 nucleotides long. RefSeq names its product DNA-binding protein D-ETS-4 (gene Ets98B). Gene Ontology annotation, cellular component: nucleus. The coding region runs from base 307 to 2118 and encodes 603 amino acids. The record is from RefSeq and is a predicted model, not a curated record. Gene Ontology annotation, molecular function: DNA-binding transcription factor activity, RNA polymerase II-specific; sequence-specific DNA binding. Gene Ontology annotation, biological process: cell differentiation; regulation of transcription by RNA polymerase II. Lineage: Eukaryota; Metazoa; Arthropoda; Insecta; Hymenoptera; Apidae. The transcript has 6 exons.
GGAGUCGAGGGAGGUUCGAAGACGCGCGAAACAUAACAGAAUAAAAGACAGAGAUUGGAUAAGGUGAGGGGAAGGAACGAUAAGUGACUCGAAGAAAAGAACACAGGAAAAGACGACACAGCGGAAUCUUAUAUCGCGCGUUGUCUUUUGUCGUAAAGACUGGAGCCGCUCUAGCGAGUGAGUCGAUCUCUCUUCUCGAUUCGAGAGAUCGACUGCUAUCCUUCGAGGCAGCGUCGGUUUGGCAGACGGAAGAGAAAUUGGCAAAAGUGUGAUAACAGAGAGAAAAAAAGCACCUACAAGUACGAGAUGGUGUACGGAGGAGGCUUCGACAUGGUGGAAACGAUGCCACAGACGGUACCUACCGCAGCCGGCUAUUCGCCGUCGUUCGAUUACAGCACAUUCCAAUUCGAUUUAUCCCUUCUUUCGGACGAUUAUGCCGCGACGAACGCGCAAAACACAUUGAAACCAGCCCAAAUCAAACAGGAAGCGCAAUCGCCGCGUCCCGGCUCACCGACCACGUACUCGAGCUCGCCUUACCCCGGCGCCGGCGGUGAACUGUCCCCUAAUUACUCGCACGAGGGUUCACCAGGAUACCCGACCAGUCCCUACUACGUACCCAGAAGUCCUCAAAGUGCUCAAUUCUACCCGACAAGCCCAGAACCCUCCGCGAAACAGCCGGUUAAAAGGGAGAAGAGUCUCGAUCUUCUGGCCAUCUUGCAAGAGUCCAGACUUCUGGCCGAGAGUCUGGGGUACAGGGAGGACUCGACCGACUGCACAGUGCCGUGCACACCGCCAAGAACGGAGGAGGACAUUUACAACAGCCUUGACGCGGACUUCUUCGCGAAGAAAGAGGAUACCGCAGUGCAAGGACACCCGUUGCUGAAGGAGAUCCUCUUCAAGUCGGAGCCACGGUCGAGCUGCAACAGCAGCAACAGCAGCACAACGAGCAACACCAGCGAUUCCUCGUCCACGUUGUCUUCCUCCCCGUCGAGCGCUUCCUCCUCGCCCGACCCCGUGCAACUCGAGAACAGCUCGCCGUUGAGGAGCUUGCUGUUCAAGGGUGCCAGAAAGGAUUUCGCGGACGGCGCGAGAACAAAUGUUCUGAAACUCGAGAGAAUACAGGACGAAGUCAGGAAUCCUCUUCAAAAGGAGGAGGAGCUGUUCAAGGACGGGCAAAAGAGCGAUCACCAGUUGCUCAGGGAGGUUCUGAGGGACACCAGCUUUCAGAGGAAGUACAAUCUGAGACCCGUGGAUCUGGGCAGCGUGGGGACAGGGUUCGUCGAAGACAUGGAAGCCGGCGAAUGCGUCGGUGACCUGACCAGAGAGCAGAUAGAGCCUGUCCUCAGCCUGGCCAUCCAACAAUUGCAGAAAGACUUUGACAACACCUGUGUCGCGCUUGGUAUUCAUCCUGAGCCACGACGUUGGAGCGCCGCGGACGUAGCAGCCUGGAUCCAAUGGGCCAGAAGGCAACUGCAAUUGCCAUCUGUCCCACUGGAGAGCUUCAACGUGGAUGGCGCUACAUUGGCUUCCCUCACGGAAGAGGAAUUCUGUCAGCGUGCCCCUCAGUGUGGAAGCAUUCUUCACGCACAAUUGGAAAUUUGGAAGGCAGCAGUCGAAGAAUCUCCACGUAACACAUUGGCAGCUUCGUGGGGUCCUGCCGUUGUUCAAACUCCUAACAAUAACAAUAAUGCAUCGUCGACUAUUGCGAAUGCAGCUCCAGCCAGUGUCACGGGCUCUACUUGCAGCGUAGAUUUUUCUGAUGAUGAGGACGAGGAUUGCGGCUCGUCGCAAGCUGGAACCGGCGGAGGCGGGGGCGGUGGUGGUAAAAUGCGUAACGGCGGCUCGCACAUCCACCUCUGGCAGUUCCUGAAGGAAUUGCUUCAGAGCCCGGGCGUCCACGGUUCCUGUAUACGCUGGCUGGACCGUGGCAAGGGUGUGUUCAAGAUCGAGGACUCGGUCCGCGUGGCCAGGCUGUGGGGCAAACGAAAGAAUCGGCCGGCCAUGAACUACGACAAGCUGAGCCGUAGCAUCAGGCAAUAUUACAAGAAAGGGAUCAUGAAGAAGACGGAGCGUAGCCAGAGGCUGGUCUAUCAGUUCUGCCAUCCUUACUGCCUGUAAAUUACCCGGGUCCCGUUAAGCCUUUGCUCUCGUGCGAAGGAUGUCGAAGGUGUUACCUCUGGGGAGGAGAAAAAAAAAAAAAAAGAAAGAAAGAAAGAAAUAUUUAUCGACGAUGAAAAGCAUAAAAUCGAGCGGAAAUCGAGUCUCUUUCGAUCGUGUGAUUUAUAUUAUUCGAUUAUUUAUUGCGAACCGCGUUCGAGGUAACAUCGAUGGAUGUCCUCGCCGAUAUUGCGUAUAUCUUUUCUUUUUUUUUUUUUUUAACGCUCGUCGCGAUUCUCUCGUGAUUCGUGAUACACGAUCGAAGAUCGUGCGCUAGUCGCGAGGUACGCAGGUCGGUGAUAAGAUUGUCGUAAACCGUUGUAUCGCCUCGAUCGCUGGGUGGUUUAUCGAGCAUCGAGUGCAAAGGGUUAACACUUUUUCCUCCCAGAUUCAAGGUCGUCCAGGUUGAUCACCUUGAGGCUGGUGCUCGUUUUCGAAAAGGAGUUGCGACGAAGGGCUUCCGACUCUUUCUGCGUGCAAUCUUUUUUUUUUUUUUUUUUUUUUUCUCGCACAGAGAACUCGUCAGAGAAUACGUGCUAGUGUGCUUGCCUGUCCCACUCUUCUGUGUUGCGUGUUGUUGCGUGUCCCUUCGUUGUGUGGCUGAUUGAUGAUAUCGAAGAGAG